AUGCUAUCCAAGAAGACAUGGGAUGUCCUCAGCACUGUCGACAACCCGGCGCAUUUCAGUCGAUUCCCAGCUGGGAUUGCACAUAACGCCAGCGAUGUUGUCACCACACUGAACAAAUUAAUCGAUAUAACUUGUACCCCCGGUUCCAAAGAGGAGCGAAAAGCCAGGCUCCGCCACCAGGCUGCUGACAAGGACCCCUUUGCAAUUUGUCACUGCACGUCAAUCCCGGAACGCCUUGUCCUAGUCUCCUCUAUCGCUGAAUUAUUGUGGAUUCAUAACGAUGUGACCGAAGAAUUGGAGCACAAACAAGCCUGCAUAAAGCAUGACAUCCUCAAAGAUUCGAUGUUCCUUGAAAAGCUUGUAAAUGCGGAGAUUGGCCAAUUCAACGCCCGGGAGACAAUCUUCGGGUUGCUUGUACAAAAGGCCUGUGCGAUGGACCCGAAAGCUGCACCGAAAAUGGUUGACACCCUCUCCAACUUUUUCCAAACAUACAAUAGCAGUGAUGAGGAGUUUGUCUCCAUGGACACAUACAUCCCAUACAGGGUGGCACAGAGCGGAUACUGGUAA
Messenger RNA from Aspergillus terreus NIH2624, 567 nucleotides. RefSeq lists its product as uncharacterized. Bases 1 to 567 code for a protein of 188 amino acids. The transcript is spliced from 2 exons. The record is from RefSeq and is a predicted model, not a curated record. Lineage: Eukaryota; Fungi; Ascomycota; Eurotiomycetes; Eurotiales; Aspergillaceae.